GAAAAGUCUCAAAUGAGAGUCCCGGCACCCUUGAAGGCCGUUUUCUGACCGUUUUCAUGGUCAGUGCUUCACAUUACUGUUUUAAAAUAAGGAUGAAGAGAUUCGUUCACAAAUGUCAAGACCUAGGUAGGACAAAGUUCGGCUUGGAGACUGCAGCGCCAAGGAGGAGCUCAAAAAAGUUGAUUUUACAUAAUACUCCUUAAUAUAUAGGUAGAAUUCAUUAAAAAACUGUUUUUGCUAAAUUAUUUAUCAGGCCCGCAACAGCUGACUGUGCUCUGCCAUGCCUCAUCUAAGUUCAAAGAGCUGAACUAAAACUGUGGCCAAAGGAAAUUCUUGCACAACAGGCCUACUGUUGACAGAAGAUACGUUCUGUGUACUGAAAGCAGUGCUGACCGAGUGGGACUGUAUGCAGGAUUUUACUGGCGUAUUAUCACAACUAUGUCAGGCUCACCCAGUCCUCUAACCACCCAUGUGCUGAACACUGCUCUGGGGGUCCCAGGAUCAAACAUGACCAUCAGACUUUACCAACAAGACCCUUCAGCCGAUGUCUGGCAUCUGAUAACCUCUGGGACAACUAACAGUGAUGGGCGAUGUCCAGGACUGAUCACACAGCAGCAGUUUCUACCUGCUGUCUACAAAUUGCACUUUGAGACUGGUCAGUACUGGGCCAGUAUGGGACAGACCUCCUUUUAUCCCUAUGUUGAGAUUGUUUUCACUAUACCUGAUCCAGGCCAGAGGUAUCACGUGGCCCUGCUUGUGAGUCGUUUCUCCUUCAGCACAUACAGGGGGAGCUAGAGAGCAUCUGUUGUAACCUUCUAUCAACUUAUCACGAUCUGACUG
Messenger RNA from Xiphophorus hellerii (green swordtail), 840 nucleotides. RefSeq names its product 5-hydroxyisourate hydrolase-like. The transcript has 4 exons. NCBI's taxonomy places the organism in Eukaryota, Metazoa, Chordata, Actinopteri, Cyprinodontiformes, Poeciliidae. Gene Ontology annotation, biological process: purine nucleobase metabolic process. Gene Ontology annotation, molecular function: hydroxyisourate hydrolase activity. The record is from RefSeq and is a predicted model, not a curated record. The coding region runs from base 439 to 795 and encodes 118 amino acids.